AUGGUAAGAGCUGCUUUCUAUGACAAAAAUGGACUGAAGAAAGGUGCAUGGAGUAGAGAAGAGGAUGAGAGGUUAAGAGUUUUUGUUCAGAAACAUGGUCAUUCUAAUUGGCGUCAACUCCCCAAGUUUGCAGGUUUAGCAAGGUGUGGAAAAAGUUGCAGGCUUCGUUGGUUGAAUUACUUGAAGCCAAAUCUAAAACAUGGGAACUUCACCAAAGAGGAAGAAGAAAUAAUCAUCAAAUUACACCAAGAAUUUGGAAAUAGAUGGUCCGUGAUUGCUGAAAAACUGCCUGGAAGAACGGACAAUGAGAUAAAGAAUCAUUGGCAUAGCCACAUAAAAAAGAGCUUAAAGAGCCACGAGAUCACACCAUAUGUGUCCAAGAUAGAUGAUAACAGUGUUGAGGAAAAUUUAAAUGAGACUAAUGAGUUUGUAAAAUCUAAAAGCCCAUGUGCUGAUGUUGGAGAUAGCUUAUAUCAUAUUCUAGAAAGCUCGUUGACAGUGUCCACCGAAACUUCAGAAGGCGACAACACCUCUAACGUUGCACAAUCAACCGUAAACUGCUCCAUAUCAAAAGAAGACACUGCUCCUCCAUUGGUAACAUACGAAGAAUUCAUUGGCGAUUUUUGGACUCAACCAUUCCUCGUAGAGGAUCAGGAUACAUAUACUGAUGAGAUAUGUAAUGCUGAAUCAUUGAUUUUGAAUUUCGAUGGUACAUAUUUGUUGUAG
Messenger RNA from Abrus precatorius (Indian licorice), 726 nucleotides. RefSeq names its product transcription factor MYB8-like. The transcript is spliced from 3 exons. The coding region runs from base 1 to 726 and encodes 241 amino acids. The record is from RefSeq and is a predicted model, not a curated record. NCBI's taxonomy places the organism in Eukaryota, Viridiplantae, Streptophyta, Magnoliopsida, Fabales, Fabaceae.